Messenger RNA from Doryrhamphus excisus (bluestripe pipefish), 2543 nucleotides. RefSeq names its product olfactomedin-like 3a (gene olfml3a). Lineage: Eukaryota; Metazoa; Chordata; Actinopteri; Syngnathiformes; Syngnathidae. Gene Ontology annotation, biological process: signal transduction. The record is from RefSeq and is a predicted model, not a curated record.
UGAAAGCGUAGAAGAAGAGAGUUUUAAAUUGUCGAUCUUUUACCUGCUUUUCUUUGAUUUAAUCUUUUUCCCUCCCCAAUUGAUAUCUUGUUAUCCAGCACUCAAGCAAGUGUUUUUCGGCGCAGUUCAUCGCUGUCCGCCAUGCUAUAUACACGCUUUGUGAACUCGUUGAAUUGCUAAGGAAGUACCAUAUGGGAGUUGUUGUUCCCUCAACGUGGAGGACGGCAGGGAGGAACUUCCCUCAAGACACCAGUAGGAUUUCACCUGUGGAUUCAACGGCUCCUCCCUGAGAGAAAACAUUCCAAGAGAGAACUCGGCUCCAGGACCCGCCGAGUCUCCAGUCUGUGUCCAACCCCCAGCACCCCACGCUUGCUUGGACCAGGACGUUCUGUGAAGUUCUAGAGGGAUUUAGACGAGAGAAGAAUGAAGCUGGUGUUGAUUUUGCUGGCGUCCACUAGCUGGACGCUGUGCACGUCUCAGUUCUACGACCAGGCCCUGAUGGACUAUGUGGAGAACCGGCUGUUGGCUAUGGAGGGCCACGUGCACCUUUGGCAGGAGCAGUUGCGUCAGCACCACGGGGAGCUGCAGGACUUCCACAAACAGUCCAACAGGACCCUGGAGGCCCUGAGGCGGCAGCACGCUGCGCUGUCCGAAGACAUGGCGGAGGCGGCAGCCCGCGUGGAGCGCGUGGAACGAGACCUGUACUCGGUGGAGAGCCGGACGUCCCCGAGGGCCUGCGCUAACCAGGCGGAGCGUGUGGUGGAGCAGGGGGUGUGGAGCCAGGAGGAGAGCCGAGAAGACCGGGAUGGGGGCUGGGAGGAGAUUCCCUCCAGAGUGUCUGACUGCGUGGAGAUCCCCUCUUCCAUCCGCUCGGCGAAGAUCCUGAAGCGGGUGGGCGCCCCCAAGGGUGUGUGGCUGCGAGACCCCAGGUCGUCCAAGGUUUACGUGUUUAACGGGACGUCAGGGGACACCGUCUACCGGUUUGAGUCGGUGAAGGAGUUCGGAGGGUCUGCUGGGGGUGCCCUGGGCCGACCCAUCAGGCUGCCCUCUCACUGGAGGGGGAGCGGUGUGGCUGUUUACAACGGGUAUCUGUAUUACAUCCAGCAGGGGGCGGACGUGCAGGUGGUCAAGUACGACACCCUGAGGGGCGAGCCGGUGGACACGGCCAUCCUCCCUGUGGAUAGUCGCUCUGUCGUUUACAGCCUCAACCCGGAGACGCUGGCUGACAUCGCAGUGGACGACCACGGCCUGUGGCUUCUUUACGCCGAAGGCGAGAGCGAGCCCAACAUAAACCUGGCCAAGGUGGACCCCGUCACGUUGGACAUCGAGCAAAUCUGGGACACCCACUGCCCCAGGGACAAGUCGGAGGCGGCGUUUGUGGCGUGUGGGAUGGUCUAUGUGGUUUACAACACUCUGCCAGCGAGUCGCUCGCGUGUCCAGUGUGUCUUUGACGUCAACGACAAGGUGGCGAGCGAGGAGGCGCCGCUCUUCUUCUUCCCCCGACGCUACGGAGCCCACGCCAGUCUGAAGUACAACCCCGAGGAGAAACAGAUCUACAGCUGGGACGAUGGAUACCAAAUCAUCUACAGGCUGAACACCAAGAGGAAGCUCCCGGUUUGAAAAUGAAAAUACUUCAUCCGUCAAGGAAGAUCGUGGAAGUCAGGAAAAAUCCAUGCUAAGCUGGACGAAGACUCUUAACGAAAAAGACACAACCAGGCCUUCGCUAUUUACGCUCGACUAAAGCCUCCAUGUUUGCUUUACUGACAACUCUAAAAGGAUCUUCAAAAUAACUAUCUUCCAGUGACGCUUACGUUUCGUUGUCUUCAUUGAAGACGUGUACAUAGUAGGUUGGUGGAAACACUUGUUGGAGACCCUGAACUCUCUCCACGAGGUCCCUCUGUGUGUACAUGGCUUGGGUGUACUGACGGCUCUAAAAUUGUUUUACGCCAAGUUUGCUGAAUGGGACCAUUUGCAAUGUUUUUGAUGUUUUUGAACUCCUACAUUGUGUUCGUCGAAGACACCACAGAAUUUUGGACUUGGACCAAAACACAUAUACUGGCUUUGUGUAAAUUGUCUUUGUGAGUCGUGCUCGUUGGAGACUUGAAAAACACACGUUGGGUCCAUACGCAUUUACGGUAGACAAACGUCUUUGGUGGGUUUGCUGAACAUGGCUCAUCAUUUUCAGUUUUUCAUAACCUCAACGUUGUCUUCAUUGAAGAUCAUUUUUGAGGUCUACCAAAACACGUACGUUAGCUUCAUCUACAUUGUCUUUCUGUGUUGUGCUCAUCUGAGACUCUAAAUCAGGGGUCUCAAACACACGGCCCGCGGGCCAAAUGUGGCCCACAGGACACUAGUUUGAGGUCCCCGUCUUGAUAUGAAAGUUUAAUGUUAGUGAUAUGGAUACUGUAUGGUAUCAUGUACCCAGAAAAAAAUAUUAUGUUUGAUUAAUGUUGAUGUUAAAGGUUAAAUAACUGUUAAUAGUUACCCUCCCUAUCCGUGUGGAAGUGGUAAGUUUUUGGCUUUUUAAGUUUAAAGGAAAUAAC